Penicillium brevicompactum is the source of this 1452-nucleotide messenger RNA. RefSeq names its product NAD(P)/FAD-dependent oxidoreductase. Gene Ontology annotation, molecular function: oxidoreductase activity. Gene Ontology annotation, cellular component: cytoplasm. The record is from RefSeq and is a predicted model, not a curated record. The transcript is spliced from 3 exons. NCBI's taxonomy places the organism in Eukaryota, Fungi, Ascomycota, Eurotiomycetes, Eurotiales, Aspergillaceae. Bases 1 to 1452 code for a protein of 483 amino acids.
AUGGUGCUGAACGAUACCGUCUCCAGCUUGGUCACGGCUGACCCAGGCCUGCCACGCCCAAAUCCCACCCAGUCUUACUGGCAACACAUUCCACAUGCUCUCGCUGACGUUCAAUCCUCGGAGUUGCCAACCGAUCAAGACUUUGCCAUCAUUGGAUCUGGGAUCACCGGGCUAGCUGUGGCCAAAACCCUACUGGAACACCAUCCUAUCGCCACGGUAACUGUCCUGGAGGCUCGUGCGCUCUGCUCUGGGGCAACUGGUCGCAACGGUGGCCAGAUGGCGGCGAACGCCGGCGAGCAGUAUUUGAACCUAGUGGAAACCCAUGGUACCGAAACAGCAGGCAAGAUUGUGGAUUUCACAUUCCGCAACCUGGAGAAGAUGCAAGAACUGAUCAAUGAAUAUGACGCUGCGGGAUACAGUGAGAUGCAAAGUCUCCAAAAAUUGCGGGUGUUUCUCACGCAGCGUAAAUUUGAUGAUUUCAAGAAAAGUAUUGCGCGCUUGGAAGCGGAUCACCCAUCCAAGAAAGGGCUGUACACAAUCUUGGAUGCUAACGCAGUUCUCAAGGACCAUGGAGUCCAUGGAACGUUUGGGGGAGCACUCCUUCCUGCGGGGACAGUCUGGCCCUAUCGUCUGGUCACCAAAGUGUUCGAAGAGCUCUUGAAAAAAUACCCUGGGCGACUGAAGCUUGAAACGCACACACCGGUCGAGUCCAUCGAAUAUGCCCCAAUUAUUGCCUCGCCUGAGACAACCAUCAAUCCAUACGUACUGCGCACUCCUCGCGGUCCACUGCGAACCACGGUUGUGGUACAUUGUACCAAUGGAUAUAGCGGCCAUCUUCUCCCGAGAUUGAGAGGGCUGAUCCAUCCAUUCAAAGGCACAAUGACUGUUCAGGACCCGGGGAACUCCAUACCAAACCGGGGCGCUACAGUCUCGUGGGGGUUCCAUUACCCACGCACCUCAGACCCUCAGACAAAGCGCGUGGGAUACGGGCUAUAUUACCUGGGACAAAGUGCUAAGUCCGGGUAUUUAUAUUUUGGUGGGGAGAAUGCACGCGUGGACGAGUCAGUCUCCGCCGACGAUAGCUUUGUGGCCGAGCACUCUGUUAGCCACCUCCAAACAGUUUUGCCAAAAUUCUUCGGCGAGAAUCACCCAUCCAAUUGGCGGCUGAUCAGUUCGUGGAGUGGGAUCAUGGGUGAUUCACCUGACGGUCUUCCAAUUGUUGGACGAUUGUCGUCAGCCUUGUCGGGGCGAAAGGGAGAAGGCGAGUGGAUUGCUGCUGCGUUCAAUGGCUACGGCAUGGCAAAUAGUUUGAUGAGUGGCGAGGCAUUAGCUCUGAUGAUAUUGGGACAGGAUGUUAGUGACUGGCUGCCAAUUGCAUAUGAACUCGGCGUAAGAAGGCUCCAGGAGACGCUCACGGUCCCAAAAGCCAUCGGUGCUCUGUCAAAGCUAUGA